AUGUGGAAACGAUUACAGGGUCAUGUUCGAGAAAAGGAGAGGAAUGCGCAAAUCGGCAAUCCGGUUCUUCUUGAAACAACCUAUGACGAGAAUCAAUUACGGCAAAAUCCCAAUGUGAAUGAUGCUCAAGUAGCCAAUUACCAGAACAAUGCGCCUGCGCCGCUGCCAUCACACCUUUCACCAGUCGGCCCUCCAAACUACAGAGCUUCCGAAGUUCCAAGUGUCACUUCGGCCUACUCUCGACCUUCAUACGACCUGAGUUACUACUACGAAAAUCACCCAACUACUUCGCCCUACGACAUCUCCCCGCCCAGUUCACCAGAACCAGAUCGCCAACUCUCCUCAAAUACCGAUCAACCGAAAAGGUUCCGCUCCAUGCGCGACGUAUCACCCAUGGACGAGAAUCGAAAAAAGUGGGAGACUGGAUCGCGACCAAUCAGCAACAUUCCCGUUCUACGAAGAGCACCACCUGUCCUUCAGACUGGCGAACCCCACGCCGUACCCAAGCACAAGUUUUGGGAGGGAAAGCUUGCGCCGAAUAGUAAAGUGAAAUGGGAUGACUACUCAGGCGAGCCGAGUAGCGUAGGAAAAGCGGCCUCGGUGAGCCCAGGAUCGUAUGCAAAAGCUGUACCUUCGGAAAAUAAACCCAUGGGAUAUUCUGCGACGAUUUCAGGACCCGAAAAGAAGACUGCAUCAUUGACUGAGCGCAUAGGACUCUUUGGGUCCAAGCCAGCACCUGUUGAACCAUGGAGUCGAGCAACAGGCCGGUCUGAGAUUGCGCCAGCAUUGAAAGACGACCCAGCCGCUAAACCACUCCAAUUACCACGCAAAGCAAUCUCAUCAGCAGAACCGCGCACGGACAUGGCGGCGUCAAGCGCGCGUGCGCCUGCUUGUAGAAGAGACCUUCAGGCCGCUGUAACGCAAUUUGUAACAGCCGAGACACUCGACUUCGAUAUGCAUAACGACCCCAUCAAGCCGGUUGUGCCCCUCAAAGUAGGCAAAAAAGGAUCUCCGGGAAGUGGAUAUACGUCUCCAACCUCCCCCACAAACCAAGGCCUUGGAAUUCAUCCAUUUGUACAUGCUAGUUCGCCUACGCACACAAGGCGGCGAUCAGAUUCGCCAGAUACAGUAGUGAGCGUAUCGAGAGAGGCAGCACUACCUCCGACGCAGAGAACUGCCACGCCACCAUACACCACAACAGAAAGGAACAACAACAAAGAGACACCAGAGUCGAGCAGAGAGAUUUCAGCAAGUCGCUUUCCCUGGACGACCUACAACAGCGGAACAACAUACCAACAUUCCCCUCCCCCGUCACCACCCCCACCCCUCCCAUCCUCGACGCCUCUUCCGAGGCAGCGCGUAGUCACAGAGCCCAUCACCGCCGCUUCCUCGAUUCUCAGCCGCCGCCGUCCCAUCCCACAAGCAGACCGCAUCGUCUCCCACCCCACCACAGCCACCACCCCACUGCGCAACCCCUCCCCACCACCCACCAUGCCCGGCACCGCCAAAAUCCACUCCCCAACCCCCAUCUCCCCCCCCUCCCCAUCCACCCGCUCCACCCUCUCCACCACCACAACCACCAAAGCCCUACCCCAACCCCCAACCCACAUCUCCGCCUCCGACCACAUCGGCCUCCUCGAAUCCCAACUCGAAGACCUCCGCAUCCGCCGCACAAACGUCUACCGCCUCCUCACCGACCUCAACAAGGCUGCCCCGCCCAACCCCCUUGUCACGGAUUUCAAGCGCGCCCGCCUUGUCGAGGCGAGGAAACGCGGGUUUGAGGACGAGUUGAGCGAGAUCAAGCGCGAGGAACAUGAUGUGGGACUUAAAUUGCAUCGGGCGUGGAAGAAGCGUGAACGUGAGGAUCCGGGGGCUGGGAAUGUGUUGUGGGUUCGUAGGGUUACUGGUUAG
Molecule: messenger RNA, 1911 nt
Organism: Plenodomus lingam JN3
Lineage: Eukaryota; Fungi; Ascomycota; Dothideomycetes; Pleosporales; Leptosphaeriaceae
Source: RefSeq, a predicted model, not a curated record